Fulvia fulva is the source of this 4575-nucleotide messenger RNA. Its product is annotated as GYF domain-containing protein mpd2. Lineage: Eukaryota; Fungi; Ascomycota; Dothideomycetes; Mycosphaerellales; Mycosphaerellaceae. The record is from RefSeq and is a predicted model, not a curated record. The transcript has 3 exons. Gene Ontology annotation, molecular function: protein binding. Bases 1 to 4575 code for a protein of 1524 amino acids.
AUGGCACAUUCAUUUGCAUCCGCCGCUGCGGGCAGCCACUCCUCCCAAAACCCAUCGCGAGAUGCCACGUCAGACUGGUCGCGUAGGACGAAUGGCGCGACACAGACCUUCCGUCGACCGUCAGGCGCCACCACCGCUACCCCCGGCCCUCAGCACAACGACCCCUCCGCCGCUUCGCUACCACCACGAUAUGUCCCGCCACAUCGCAACGGCGUGCAACCGGAGCACUCUCGCUAUAACAAAGACCAAUUACUGGACGUCUACAAAUCACAGCAGGGCGCGAAUGGGGCACUGAAUGAAGGAUUGUCCGGCACAUUCGUUGGAGCAUGGCAGCCAGACACUGCGAACGGCAACUCCGCAGGCUGGGGCAGGACCGAACACAGUCGCGACAAUCAACCAGGUCCGGAUAUCUGCUGGGACAAAGAGGGCAAUAACGAGCCACUUGGCCUGGUAGAACUGGACGACGAGGAAAGAGAGACUUUUGCAUCGUCAGUCAACGGCCCGAUCUCCACCACGAACAAAGGUGGUCAGCAGACCAACGGGGCCUCUGGGCGCAAGAUCUCCAUUUCUAACGCAGCUGGCACUCCCGGUGUUUACGGACUGCCUUCGCCCAGUGUUGCGCGUGGCGGCGGUCGUCGCCGAGAGGCGAGCGAGUCAUAUCCAUUUCCUCCGAACAAUGUAUCAUCACCUGGAGGCUACAACUGGGAGGACCAGCGCGCUGCUUCGCCACCUGCAGCACUACUGCGCAGGAGGACCGAUUUGAAUCUUAACAAACAAGACGACAAAGAGGGCGACGAAAAGAGUGCGUCUACGCCGCAUGGUACGCUGAAGCGCAAUCCGACAGGACCUUUAUCUGCUGGAUUUAAUGCUCCAUCUUCCCCUUGGUCCACAGGUCCGCAGAGUGCUGGAAUAACUCCUAUGGGUUCAUUUGGAAACUUUGGCUUGGGAAGCAGUGGAAGUCAACAGGCUGUUGCAGGCGACAAACGUACAGGUCUUGGCUCUGGUAGAGUGGAAAGCAGAUUCAAGAACUUACUGAGUAAGGACAGCAGCGAGGACAUUGGACAGAGACCUCUGGAGAGGAAGACUAGUAUGUCAAGUCUUGCGAGGGUCAACGAGAACGAGACCUGGCGUGGUCAAGAGCGGAACGAGCAGCGCAACGAGAUCUUGGACGAAGUCGAUGAGGAUAUGCCAACGGGAAGUGCAGCACUGGCUGCCGAUGCCGAUGUCAGUCCACCGCACCCACGACAAGGAUUCCGCGGCUUCGGGACGCCAAGCCGUCAAGGCACUCAGGACGAAUUAGGAUUCGGCGCCUUUGGCAUGACAACCGAUAACACUCAUGGGUUUGGUCAAGGACAUUUGCCUGGCAGAGAAGGAUUUCAGCAAACGCCAGCCCAACAACGUCUCAGUCAGCAAGUGGGCGGCAAUGAGCCUAUGAGUCCGACCGAUACGAAUCCAUAUCAAUCACCCGAGCAGCACGGCGUCGACCGCAUGACCGAAAACAAUGGCGACGAAGGGCAAGAUGCGCCCAACACUCAACUACCUGGACUGGGCCAGUUUGGUGGUGAUCAUCACCAGCAGCUUGGGCUGAAUGGGCUUGGCGCGUUGCCGAACUUGGGACGUGCAUUGGGCGCACAAGGCCCGGCUAGUGACAGAAGCCAAACCUCCAGCGUGGGCCCCAAUCGAGGGUUCCCUGGCCUUGGUGGACUUGGUCAGUUGGGCAAUCUAUCCGGUGCUGCGGCAUGGCCAGUGACCCAAGGAGGUUCAGGCACUCCGAACAGACAGACUGCUGGCAUUUCCAACUCGUUCGGUGGCUCCAUGUUCUCAAAUCAGAUGAACGACUUGAACUCGCCAAGUCUGUCUGGCUUAGGUGGUCCGUAUGGCGGUAGUCGGAUGGCCAGCAUGUUUCCUCAAGCGAUGCACGAUCAAAUGCGCCUUGGCGACAACGAUGGAAACAGCGAGCGUGGCGGCCAGACAUUUGGUGGGUUUGGUGAUAUGGGACGUUCUGUCGAAAGUCACUUUGCAAAUCCAGGCUUUAGCCAGGGUCAGGAAGGUGGUGAAGGCCAAUUCGGAGCUCCUGGGCAACAUUCCCAGCAACCAAUCGGCCAGCCACAAGAUCACUCGCAAGCCCCGUCACAUGCACAGAACCAGCUUCCAGGUAGUUCUGCCUCGAAUCAACCACCAGCACCUCAACAGCGUACGAUGGUCAUGCCGGAUAGAAUGCGGUGGAUCUACCGUGACCCUCAAGGACAGACUCAAGGGCCAUGGACCGGCCUUGAGAUGCACGACUGGUACAAAGCUGGGUUCUUCUCGCCUGAACUCUUGGUCAAGAAGUACGAAGAUCCUGAUUACGAGCCACUGGCUCAGCUGAUUCGCCGAAUCGGCAACUCUCGCGAGCCCUUCUUGGUCCCUCAGAUAGGCAUCCCACACGGUCCUGCCACCAAUGCGCCUACUGCUUGGGCUGGCGCUGGUCCCGUGCCUGCUGCUGCCUCUGCAGGAGCGCCGGCGCCUACUCCAGCUGGAGCUCAACCACCCUUCGCGUCUAGCUUCCCAAGCUUCGGAACGACCUUGACCGCAGAGCAACAGAAUGCCCUCGAGCGCAGGAAGCAGGAGGAGCAGUACCUGAUGGCUAGACAGAAGGAGCAUCUUGCGCAAGCUCAAAUUCAACAGCGCAUACAGAUGCAAGGCGGACAUCCUGGCAUGGGCUCCAACCAACUGCACCACCACAGCAGCGCUCACAGUCUGCAGUCUCAGCCCAGCUUCGGUAGUAUUACCAGCCCAACUGCAUACCAGCCAAGCCCCAGCCAGGGACCGAUUGGCGCUGCACCUUCUGGACAUGCUCAAGGGUUCUUCGACAACUCUUUCAGAUCGCCAGCAGCCGGUGGACUAGGUGCUGUUGGUGCCGGUGUCGAGUCGCUUGGUCGCAUUCGUGAAGAGGACAUUCCAGGUAUCAUGGAUCGACUGAACAUCAACGAGAAUCGUGCAGCACCGAGCCAAUUCGGUGCACCUGGACAGCCAUACAAUGGACAGCAGCAGACGCAACAAACUCCGCAAGAGGCUCACGAAAAGCAGGUCCAGCAGAUGCUGCAGGAUCGCGCCCGUUUACAGCAAGAACAAGCACUGCAUGAUCAGCAGCAGGCUGACGAGCCUCAGCCAGCCGGCAAUGAACGUUUGCAACAGUUCCAGCAGCUUCAGGGCGAUGUUCAAGGCACCGACAGAUUCCCGCCAGCUCAACAGAAGCCUGCAAGCACCAUGGCUCAGCAAGUCCAGACUCAGGAUUCUUCUGCCGCACAAAGCAGCAUGGGAUCUCCAAUCGCGCCAGCUCAAGAGUCUGCCCAGCAACCAAAGGAACCUCAAUCCCUGACUGAGCAGGUCCAGAAGGCGGUCUCUGCCAAGCAGUCUCCUGCCCCACAACAGCCUGGUCUGCCUCAGCCAUUUCCACCAGCGCCACCGCAGUCUCCGCUGCCAGCACCUGCUGCACAACGUGCUGGGCGCCAAAGUGUUGCGGAUCAGCUCCAGACUGAGUCUCGAGAUCGCUCGCAGACUCCUUCAGUCGAUACGCCGAGCGUUGCCAUUGCGCCUUGGGCAAAGGAGCCGACAGAAGCACAGAAGGGUCCUUCUUUGCGGGAGAUACAAGAGGCCGAGGCGAAGCAGGCAGCUGAGGUCGAAGCACUCGCCGCAGCUGCAAGGAAGGCGCAAUUCGAGCGUGAGAUGGAAGCGCAGGCCCAAGCUGCCGCUGCCAGUCUGCCCGGCAUUCCGACAAGCUCUACAUGGGGAGCUGGUUCCCCUGCGACGCCAACCGGCGCUGUACCGGCUGCAUGGGCCAAGACUUCUCAGAAGCCAUCUGGACCUGCAGCAUCAAAGACACUGGCUCAGAUUCAAAAGGAAGAAGAGUCACGCAAGCGUCGACAGGCUGCCGCUGCGGCCGCUGCUCAAUCACAAGCCGCCGCCAUCAGUGGCGCCUCUGUGCUACCAGUUGGCAAGAGUUAUGCCGGCCUAGCUGGCAAAGUACCUGCUCCAGCACCUAUCAACACAAGCACCGGCGCAUGGACUACAGUGGGCGCUAGCGGCAAGACCAAGACUCCUGCGCCCGUCUGUGCAUCGACCCCCGUACGCACUACCAGCGCCGCUCUCGCGCCUCCACAACAAGCUCCAGCAAUUACCAGAAAGACCUCAGCCAGAGGCGCGGCGGCCGCGACUCAGGUGAACGCUCAAGAUGAGUUCCGAAAGUGGGCUGUCAACCGUCUUCGCGGCGACUUAAAGGGAGUGAGCCCUGAAGACUUUGUCGCUCAGAUGCUUGUGUUACCUCUCGAGAUGGAGCUCAUCACUGAAGCUGUACACCACUGCUCCAACACUAUUGACUCGCGUCACUUUGCAGAAGAGUUCAUCCGCCGCAAGCGCCUCGCGGACAAGGGUCUUGUGGAAGCAGUGAAGAGUGCGUCGCCUGCUGCGGGUGAUAAGGCCGGUGGAUGGAAUGAGGUUGCGAAGAAGGGUCCUGCGAAGGAAGCUGCGAAAGAGGAUACCGCUAAUGGUAACUUCAGGGUUGUUGCUGCUAAGAAGAAGGGUGGCAAGAAGUAG